CACACACGAAGCAAAAAGGGGAAGAGGCGAGGGAUUCAUGAAAGGAACGGGGCACAGAAAGGAAAGUGAAAGGACAGCCGGGCUGACUUCCUCGACCGAGCGAGCGAGGCGGGGAAGUUGAGUGAUGAACUUGAGAGAAGGACUGGCGAGUUACUCCUUUUCCAGAAUGUCGCAAUCGCAGCAGAGAGUGAAGAACAUUCCUUUGCUUGCCUGCAGCCCUGCAGGGUGUGCAGAGGUUGCGGGCACUGAGCUUCUGAGCAGCAGGAGCUGCAAGAGAUAAGAAACUGGUUCUUUAUCGGUCGGCGGCGGGGAGGGGAGGAAAAGAACAACCCGGUUUCGUCGGGCGGGAAAGAAGAGAGUCCGGUGUGCGCCUGGGAGUUUCUACUGUGCGCCUGAGAAAGUGUUGUCUGGGAACUGGGCUGGGCAAUGAAAGGCGUGUUCGUAACGUGUGAAGGGACAAGAUGAGCCUUGCACUUGCAGGCUAGACUGUGCUGAUGCGGUAGCUGGAGGCGGAAAGACUUCCUGGCCAGUGAGGAAGCGGGGGAGGAGGAAGAAGCAGCAGCAGCAGCCCCUCUGCAGGCGCGGAGGAAAGACGGUUCUAUCCCCACGGAGCCCAGCCGAGUGAGAAGCAAAAGUGGGCGAGAGUGACUCCAGUCCAGAGAGUGCUCAGAGGGGCGUGGAGGCCAAUGCCCCGCUGCCCGCGGCCAGCCCCAGCCCCGAGAGUCCCCCUGGCAAAAGUUUUGUGACUUCAGGCGCUUUUGUGACUUCACUCGCUUGGCGGCUGCUGACCCGCGUGGCCUGCGCUGCGCCACCUCUAUGUCUGCCGCCGGCGAGAGACGUCCGCUCAUCCCCAGGGGGAACUCCUUCUCCCGGCCGCGCAGGAUGCCCUGCUUCACGCAAGGAGCGGCCUUCAUCCCGACGCUGCUGGUCUCCUGGUCUUCGGCCGCCUUCAUCAUCUCCUACGUGAUCGCCGUGCUGUGCGGCCAUGUGGAGCCGCUCUUCCCCUUCAUCAGUGACACAGGAGCAAAACCUCCGGAAAGUGGUAUAUUUGGAUUUAUGAUUAAUGUUUCUGCAUUCUUAGGUGCAGCUACAAUGUACACAAGAUAUUUAAUUACAAAGAAGCAAAAUGAAUUGACGCACUUCAUUAGUCCUUGUUUCAACUCGGCCACGUUAUGUGUUGGAAUUGUGGGCUGUAUUGGAAUGGGCAUUGUUGCAAGCUUUCAGGAGCUAGCGGUUCCUGCUGUCCACGAUGGAGGAGCCCUUCUGGCUUUUAUCUCUGGUGCAGUGUACAUUGUGCUUCAGACCAUCAUUUCUUACAAGUCCCGUCCACAAUGGAGCACUCUGUGUACAUGUAGCACAAGGCUGGCCCUCUGUGUAGUGACUUGGGUGGCUGUCAUUCCCAUGAUUGCAUGUGCUUCACUAAUUUCCAUAACAAAAAUAGACUGGAAUCCAGGUGAAAAGGAUUACGUGUAUCACGUUGUGAGUGCAAUCUGCGAGUGGACAGUAGCCUUUGGUUUUGUUUCCUUCUUCUUAACUUUCAUCAAAGAUUUUCAGGGUGUCACCAUAAGGAUAUCAACAGAAAUGUACGAAGAGUUCUGACCGUGGUUUCCUUAUCCAUAAGGAUCGUAGAUGACUGGGUUGAUGGGGGGUUAUUAAAGAAACUGUUGCAGAGAAAUAGGAACAGUCAAAGCCGAUGUGACAGAUGAACCUGCUGCAUCAACGCUGGAAUUUGCAUACUUAUAGUCACUGCAGAGUGUCUUUUAAAUUUUACCAAUAUUCCCUCAUGUAUUGCUUUUUCUUUUUAGCCUGUUUUUAAAAACACUUUUUUGUAUUUUUAAAUACUUUUCAUGUUUCACUUUUUUAAAAGGAGAGAACCUCUGAAAGCAUGUAACUUCUCAAGAAAGCAGAACAGAUGUUCCUCCUCUGUACAGAUGUUUCCUUCUUUUUAUUUGUUUGAACAGAGAUGGCCUCAGAAAUGCAACUCGGACUGCAACCCUAUGCACAUUUAACCUGGGAGUAAACCUAAUUGAAUUCAGUGGUGCUUACUUCCAAGUAAAUAUGCUAAAGAUUACACUGUAGAAUACUUUAUCAUCAUAAUGUUAAAAUGGAGAAAAUAUGAAAUAAGAAAAAUUGAAAUAAGAGUGUGUGCUUUUAUAAAGCAUGUGAGCAGCGGUGAGAACAAUUGGGAAGAGUGGGAAAUCUGCAUUGCUGCUUUUUGUUGCUGAGGUGAUUCGUAAAAAGCUUCCCCCAA
This is a messenger RNA of Hemicordylus capensis (graceful crag lizard), 2251 nucleotides long. RefSeq names its product DNA damage regulated autophagy modulator 1 (gene DRAM1). Lineage: Eukaryota; Metazoa; Chordata; Lepidosauria; Squamata; Cordylidae. The record is from RefSeq and is a predicted model, not a curated record. Bases 817 to 1599 code for a protein of 260 amino acids. Gene Ontology annotation, biological process: regulation of autophagy. Gene Ontology annotation, cellular component: lysosome. The transcript is spliced from 7 exons.